This is a messenger RNA of Herpailurus yagouaroundi (jaguarundi), 3452 nucleotides long. It is a transcript of the gene BMPER, whose product is annotated as BMP binding endothelial regulator. Gene Ontology annotation, cellular component: extracellular region. The transcript has 15 exons. The coding region runs from base 165 to 2222 and encodes 685 amino acids. Gene Ontology annotation, molecular function: protein binding. The record is from RefSeq and is a predicted model, not a curated record. NCBI's taxonomy places the organism in Eukaryota, Metazoa, Chordata, Mammalia, Carnivora, Felidae.
GCCCCCCCCCCCCCCGAGCCCCCCCUCCCGGGCGCCCGCCUCCCUCCUUCGCGGACUGUCUCCCGACUCGCCGGCUGAGAGCCCUUUUUGACUGCGAGCGGCGGUAGCGGAGCAGAGGCGGCGGCGCGGGACCUGCAGUCGCCCGGGAUUCCCUCCAGGUGACGAUGCUCUGGUUCUCCGGCGUCAGGGCUCUGGCUGAGCGUCCCUGCCGGCGCUCGCCCGGGAUUACCUGCUGCGUCUUGCUGCUGCUCAAUUGCUCGGGGGUCCCCAUGUCUCUGGCUUCCUCCUUCUUGACAGGUUCUGUUGCGAAAUGUGAAAAUGAAGGUGAAGUCCUCCAGAUCCCAUUCAUCACAGACAACCCUUGUAUAAUGUGUGUCUGCUUGAACAAGGAAGUGACCUGUAAGAGAGAGAAGUGCCCAGUGCUGUCGAGAGACUGUGCCCUGGCCAUCAAGCAGAGGGGAGCCUGUUGUGAGCGGUGCAAAGGUUGCACCUAUGAGGGAAGUACCUAUAACAGCUCCUUCAGAUGGCAGAGUCCUGCACAACCCUGUGUUCUACGUCAGUGCCAGGAAGGUGUUGUCACAGAGUCUGAGGUGCGAUGUGUUGUUCAUUGUAAAAACCCUUCCAAGCAUCUGGGAACGUGCUGCCCCACAUGUCCAGGUUGUGUGUUUGAGGGUGUGCAGUACCGAGAAGGGGAGGAAUUUCAGCCAGAAGGAAACAAAUGUACCAGGUGUUCCUGUGUUGGAGGCAGGACACAGUGCGUGAGAGAAGUCUGUCCCAUUCUCUCCUGUCCUCAACACCUUAGCCACAUUCCCCCAGGACAGUGCUGCCCCAAAUGUUUGGGUCAGAGGAAAGUGUUUGACCUUCCAUUUGGAAGCUGCCUCUUUCGCAGUGAUGUUUAUGACAAUGGAUCUUCAUUUCUCUAUGAUAACUGCACUGCAUGCACCUGCCGGGACUCUACUGUAGUAUGUAAGAAGAAAUGCUCCCACCCUGGUGGCUGCAUCAGAGGGGAGGAGACCUGUUGUGAAGAGUGCCUCCUGCGAGUGCCUCCAGAAGAUGUCAAAGUGUGCAAAUUUGGCAACAAGGUUUUCCGGGAUGGAGAGAUGUGGUCCUCUGUUAAUUGCACCAUCUGUGCUUGUGUGAAAGGCAAGACAGAGUGUCGAAAGAAGCAGUGCGUUCCCAUCAGCAGCUGCCCGCAGGGUAAAAUUCUCAACAGGAAAGGAUGCUGUCCUAUUUGCACUGAAAAGCCUGGCGUUUGCACGGUAUUCGGAGAUCCCCACUACAACACUUUUGACGGACGGACAUUUAACUUUCAGGGGACGUGUCAGUACGUUUUGACAAAAGACUGCUCCUCCCCUGCCUCGCCCUUUCAGGUGCUGGUGAAGAACGACGCACGCAGGACCCGCUCCUUCUCCUGGACCAAGUCUGUGGACCUGGUGCUGGGCUCCAGCACCGUCAGCCUCCAGCAGCACUUGACCGUGCGCUGGAACGGCUCGCGCAUCGCGCUGCCCUGCCAGGCGCCGCAGUUCCACAUCGACCUGGAUGGCUACCUCUUGAAAGUGACGACCAAAGCAGGUUUGGAAAUAUCCUGGGAUGGAGACAGUUUUGUCGAAGUCAUGGCUGCCCCUCAUCUCAAGGGCAAACUCUGUGGUCUUUGUGGCAACUACAAUGGACAUAAGCGUGAUGAUUUAAUUGGUGGAGACGGAAACUUCAAGUUUGAUGUGGAUGACUUUGCUGAGUCCUGGAGGGUAGAAUCCAAUGAGUUCUGCAACAGACCUCGAAAAAAACCAGUGCCUGAACUGUGUCAAGGGACAGUGAAGGUAAAGCUCCGAGCUCAUCGAGAAUGCCAGAAACUCAAAUCCUGGGAGUUUCAGACCUGCCACUCAACUGUGGACUAUGCCACUUUCUACCGGUCCUGUGUGACAGACAUGUGUGAAUGUCCAGUCCAUAAAAACUGUUACUGCGAGUCAUUUCUGGCAUAUACCCGGGCCUGCCAGAGAGAAGGCAUCAGUGUCCACUGGGAGCCUCAGCAGAACUGUGCAGCCACCCAGUGUAAGCAUGGAGCUGUGUAUGAUACCUGUGGCCCGGGAUGUGCCAAGACCUGUGACAACUGGAAUGAGAUCGGUCCAUGCAAUAAGCCAUGCAUCGCAGGGUGCCACUGUCCCGCCAACCUGGUCCUUCACAAGGGAAGGUGCAUCAAGCCAGUUCUUUGUCCUCAGCGGUGACCUUUGUUCUGCUCCUAAGACUUUGAAAUCUGGUGUCUUUGACAGUGAAGUGGAAGAGCCAAUGAAGGACUGCGGUAUUUGUGUGCUGAUUCUUCAAAUACACACAGAGUAUAUAUGUGUACAUAUAUAGAUAUAUAGAUAUAUUCAGAAACAUUUCAUCAUUUAUAUAAACUAUAGGUGGAUUAUUAUAUGUAUAUUUUUUGCUAUAAGACAUGUAUUAUUUCUAGGAUCCUAAUCUGUAAGCCAUUGGAUACAUUGUAUAAAUAAGCCAGGUGUUUGUAAUUUAAUAAGGCAGCAUGCAGACAUAUUGGAUGGCUUUAACAUCACAUACAUUUGUCAUUUCUAAGAAGUUUUCUAAGAGACCUAAAUUGCCUGCCUGCAUUAAUUUUAGCUUUGAAUCAAGACUUGCAGUUGAGUGGAAAAUGUGUUUCUCUGGAGAAGGGCAGUGUUAUCUAGGGGCAUUUCAUGCUUCCAAAGAAAGGAGUGUAUGCCCUAGGGAGAUGACUGGUGAUUGGUGACAGGACCUAAUGGUGCAUGUAAAGCAAGGGAUAGGUUGUUAGACUUUAUUGGGUCAUGGUCCAAUAUUAUUUCCAAAACCGAUUGGCUAGUUGCCAAGAAAUAUAUAUUUGUCAGUAGAGCAUAACCAAAGAAUUGAAUGGUUUCUUGCCAUCUUUGCAUAUUCCUUGAGUCACCUAAUUAUACAUGUGUGUAUGAUGGAUGUGUCCAUUUAUAUGUCACAGUGAGAUUAAAGAAUGUUUGGGUGACAUGUCAGUUUUAUUGAGCAUGAGCAGAUAUUUAGGGAAAGUUUUGCACAACAUAUGAAAGAAUAGCCAUUUCUCUGAAUCUUAGAGCAAUUUAGGAUGGGCCAAUAUGAUGAGUUGAUGUAAGCCAUCUAUGUUUUGUGACUAUUCCAUGUGUAAAAUGAAAAUCAUUAAUUAUUUCUAGAGAAUUCCUAGCCCAGUGCUAUUUGGUGACUGUCAAUACGUCAUGAUUCUACAAAAAGAAAGCCUUUUCUGACCAGUUGAUUGAAUAUCAGUCCAAACAAAGACUGGUCUCUGUAUUUGCUCUAAUUUACUGGUAGUUUACUACUGGUCAUCAGAUGAAUUUCCUGACUUUUUUUUCAGUUGAAUAAAUGAAAAUGUCAACAAAACAAAACCCACUAAUGUUUCAUUUCAAGAUACUAUGUUCCACAGUGUAGUCAAUAAAGGGCUCAAUAUUUAAAACAAUGCA